This is a messenger RNA of Belonocnema kinseyi, 621 nucleotides long. RefSeq lists its product as uncharacterized. The record is from RefSeq and is a predicted model, not a curated record. The transcript is spliced from 3 exons. Lineage: Eukaryota; Metazoa; Arthropoda; Insecta; Hymenoptera; Cynipidae. The coding region runs from base 1 to 621 and encodes 206 amino acids.
AUGAUUGGAUACCUCAAAUCGAAAUCUACUGUUUGUGAGGAACAUUUUAAGUCUAUUAUGUGGGAAACUAUAAACAAUAAAAGGAGGCUAAAAAAGGACGCAUUUCCAACUCUGUUUCCUAGUCUACCAGUUAGGAAAAGAAAAAGUGACGCUAUUUUUAUGAGAUCAGGGAAAACAAUUUCAUAUGCGCCACAAGAAAAUCCACCGCAUGUGACGACGAAGGAAUUAACAGAGGAAAAUUCACGUGAGCCACAUGAAAGUCCAAGAAAUCUGACUGCGGAAGAAAAGGUGAAAGGGAGUUCAUUGGAUGGAGUAAUGGCUGAUAAUGUAAUAGUUCUACUUCAGAAACAGGAACAAAAAAUCAAAGCUUUGAAAAUCAGACUCCAGAAAGCUCUUGAUGAAAAAAGGAAAUUGGAAAGAGAUGGACAUGCUAAUUUCAAAAACGUAUUAAUGUCUUUGUUUGUAGAGGAUCAAAUUCGAAAUUUAGUUAAGCUGCAGAGAGCCAAAGGAAAGCCAAGACCCAAGGCAUGGUCUAAUACAACAAUUAAAAAAGCAUUGCGUUUGAAAUUCACGUGUGGAAACACAGGUUAUGAUGAACUGCUUAGACAAGGAUUUCCCUAG